Bolinopsis microptera is the source of this 1174-nucleotide messenger RNA. Its product is annotated as glycosyltransferase-like domain-containing protein 1. The transcript has a single exon. Bases 1 to 1080 code for a protein of 359 amino acids. The record is from RefSeq and is a predicted model, not a curated record. NCBI's taxonomy places the organism in Eukaryota, Metazoa, Ctenophora, Tentaculata, Lobata, Bolinopsidae.
AUGUCAGAUAAGCACCUUGUUAUUAUCGAGAUGUUCUGCGGAGGUUCCCACAAGCAACUGAUCCACCACCUCCUCUCCCUGGCUCCAGACACCACCCUGCUCACCCUCUCCGACAAGAAGUGGCACUGGCGGGCCCGGUGCGGGGCUCUACAACUGCUGCCCCAACUUCAGACCAUCUCCCGUCCUGUCACCACUCUCUUCAUGACCUCUGUGGGGAGUUUGCCUGAAGUAGUGGGGUUGUGCCCUCAGUUACAGGAUGCUAGGAAGGUCCUGUAUUUUCAUGAGAAUCAGCUGGUAUACCCCACUCAGAGUGAGAGAGAGAGAGACUAUCAGUUCGGCUACACUCAGAUAAUGUCAGCUCUAAUGGCGGACCUGAUCCUGUUUAACUCCUCUUACAACCUCAACUCAUUCCUGGGCACGGUGGACUCCUUCCUCAAUAAGAUGCCUGAUUACAAACCUAAAGGUGUUGCGGAACUAAUCAGGGGGAAGAGUGAAGUGUUGUAUUUCCCUGUUGAGUUUCGGUUACAGGGGAGGCAGGUUAGGGACCCUAAAGUGCUGCACAUAGUCUGGCCUCACCGUUGGGAACAUGAUAAGAACCCUGUAGAUUUCUUUAAUUCCUUAACUAGUCUCAUUUCCUCUGGACUUGACUUUAAGGUGUCCGUACUGGGCAAAACUUAUCAAGAUGUCCCAGACAUAUUCAGAGAAUUCCAGAGCUCCCACCCUGAUUAUAUCACCCAAUGGGGACCCCUAGAUUCUCGUGAAGACUACCUAACCCACCUUGGAACAUGUGAUGUUAUAGUCUCUACAGCUGACCACGAGUUUUACGGAGUAGCAAUGCUAGAGGGGCUAUGGGCGGGAUGCUACCCUCUAGCUCCUAACAGACUAUCCUACCCGGAGAUAUACCCACCAGAGUGUUUGUACAACACCCCGGCUCAGCUCACUAAGCAACUCCGACAGUUGUGUAGGAACCCUGGGUUAACUAGGAGGAAGUGGGAGAGGGUGAUGGGUCAGGUGGAUAUGUCGCGUUAUUCGUGGGAGGGCCUCAAAGAUAGGUACUGUGAGAUGUUGAGCAUUGGGUGAAUGUUUGUUGUGCUACUCUUUUAAAUUACAGGGCGUUCAAUCUUUAACUUAUUUCAUGAUGUUUCAAGAUUUAUAACAUGCAUGCAGUUUCUUA